AUGUCCAAUGUUCGUGAAAUCUUAACACUACAGUUUGGUAACUAUGCCAAUUAUGUGGGAACCCAUUGGUGGAAUAUACAGGAAUCUGGAUUUACCUAUGAUAGCGGUGCUGAACCGUCAGAAAUAAGUCAUGAUGUGUUGUAUAGAGAGGGAGUUAAUCAUAAUAGACAAACCACCUAUACACCACGUUUGCUACUUGUCGACUUAGACGGUUCCUUGAAACAUUUACCACGUGAAGGUGAAUUAUAUGGCAACAGUUUAAAACGAGACAUUCAUGAGAAAUUAUUCGGGAAAGAAGGUGAUGAUGAAAAUACCGAAGAACAUGAAUCGGUUAAAAAGCUCAAAGAGGAUAUAGCAUGGCAGCCAUCGGAUGUUGAAAUCGUGGCUGAAAAAGAAGCCGCAAAACAUGAAUUUCAAGAGGAUUUAGAUAAUGCUGCCACCACAUUAGAGGAGAAAAAGUACAAUCUAGCCGAUAAUGUUGAUUCAUGGGCAGAUUUUCUAUAUGGUCGUUAUCAUCCACGUACUGUACAUGUUGUUAAACAAUAUCGUCAUGAUGUGGAGAAACAAACAUUCGAUACUUUCGGCAGUGGUGUUCAGUUGUGGAGAACAGAACAAUUCGAAGAAGAUUUUUGUGAUCGUAUACGACAAUAUGUUGAAGAAUGUGAUUUUAUGCAGGGGUUUCAAACGCUAUUCGAUGCAUUUAAUGGUUUUGGUGGUAUGGCCACACAGUGUCUGGAACAUUUAAAUGAUGAAUAUGGUAAAGCCAAUUUGGCAAUACCUUUAUAUACGCCGAAAAAUAUGCAUUAUGAAAAUGCAGAUGAAGCCAUGUCGGAUUCAAUACGUGUGGUAAAUAGCGCCUUGACUUUUAGCCAACUUAUCGAACAGGCCAAUCUCUUUGUACCACUAAGCACACAAGAUCGUGUUUGGCGUCAGCUGGGAUCUCCGCGUAAAUUCAAUUCCAUCGAAUUCCGACCGGACAAUCUUUACCAAACAUCAGCGGUGUUGGCCUCUUAUCUGGAUACAAUUUCCUUACGUUAUCGACUCAAAGAAGCACCAGCUUCAAAUACUUUGGCAGGAUUUUGUGGUGAUAUGACCAAUUAUGGACGAAAAUUUGCUGCAGCAGCUUUUAAUCUUCCAUUUGCAAUGCAAUAUAAUAUGGACCUUAUCGAUUGUUUGGAUAAAUUUGAAGGUCCAUUGUUUACACAAUUAACGCCAAAUUGUAAAGUGGGUAGCGAUUAUGUUAUACAAUCGUUGUGUGUCCGCGGUAUAUCCAACGAUCGCUUGAAACGACCACGCGAAGCAGGCAAUACGGAACAAAUGCGUAUGGCAGCAUAUCGUUGCGAAAGUGUAUCGGAAAUGUUCCAAUUAUAUCUGCAAUGUUCCAAUCAUGCUGGAAUGGCUCAUGUAACAUCGAUAAAAUCGCCUAUGCCAACACGUCUACCAUAUCCCGAUGAAAUAUUUGCCGAUCAUUUAACUACCUCAGGUUUUAUACAUCCUACGGAAAAAAGACCGGAAGAUAAACGUGUUAACACAGUGCCAUGUGUUGCAUCUAUACAAUCAUCAAGUGAAUUGGGUGAUACCUUGGAGACACUACAUCGUGAGGCGAAACGUAUUAAAAUUGCAAAAUUGCAUCGUUUCAAGGCAGCCGGUUUGGAAGAUGAUGAUUAUGUUGAAGUUCUUGAGAGUUUGUUACAAUUUAAAGAUAAUUAUGAGGAUAAUUUUGAAUUAUAGCCCCAUA
Messenger RNA from Musca vetustissima, 1738 nucleotides. It is a transcript of the gene mst, whose product is annotated as protein misato. Gene Ontology annotation, cellular component: cytoplasm. The coding region runs from base 1 to 1731 and encodes 576 amino acids. Gene Ontology annotation, biological process: mitochondrion distribution. The transcript is spliced from 4 exons. NCBI's taxonomy places the organism in Eukaryota, Metazoa, Arthropoda, Insecta, Diptera, Muscidae. The record is from RefSeq and is a predicted model, not a curated record.